AUGCCGCCGAAGUAUGCAAUGUCGGAUUCUGAGUCUGAAGCAGAAGGCCACGUGCCUGCUACCCCCUCUGAUGAGGUACUGGAGAAAAGUCUUCGCGAUACUGUAGCUGGGAUCUUCAAAUCGGGGAAUAUGGAUGAAUUGACCGUGAAGCGCGUGCGACUUGCGGCGGAAGCAUCACUGGGUCUCACAGCGGGGUAUUUCAAAUCUACAGGUGACUGGAAGACGCGCAGUGAACAAAUCAUCAAGGAUGAGGUGGCAAUACAAGACCAGGCAGUGUUGAAUCCACAAUCCUCACCGGCCAAGCGAUUAUCUGCUUCUCCCCAAAAGCCCAAGAAAGCCACUCCUGUGAAGCGAGCCAAGGCUGAAAGCGCGCCAAAGCCCAGGAAGCGUCAAAGGACUGAAACGCCGGUAGCAGAUGAACAUGAUGAGUUAUCAGUGGCAUUCGGGAACGAAAGGGACAGGAUCGCAACGCCUACAAAACCACAAGAACCAACAGUCAAGAAGGGCUUGGCUAAGAAAACCAAGAAAGACGAGCCGGAGGAUUCUGAUGCUCUCUCCGGAGACGAGAGUGACGAGCUGGCAAAGGUUCACAAACGAUCGAAAGCGUCAGUAAAGAAUGCGCCCAUCAAGCAAACCAAAGAACAUGUGUCAGAUGCUUCUGAUGUUUCCGAUGAUGAUUUAGAAGCCGCCAAACCGACCAGAGAUACCAAGGAGGAGUCCGAAAGCGAGAUGUCGGAAGUGCUUGACGAAGAACCCAAGCCCAAGGCUCCUCGCAAACGUCAGAAGACCGCAGGGGGAGCAGCCACCAAGACGCAGAAGGUUGCCAAGAAGGACGAGGUCAUCACACCCGAUCAGGCUGAGAUCAAACGGCUGCAAGGGUGGUUGAUUAAGUGCGGCAUCCGCAAGUUAUGGGGUAAGGAGCUGGCUCCUUACGACAGCCCGAAAGCCAAGAUCAAGCAUCUCAAGAACAUGCUGGAGGAGGCUGGAAUGACCGGCCGGCCAUCUCAAGAGAAGGCCAACCAAAUCCGUGAAGCACGGGAGCUAAAGGCAGAUCUCGAGAUGAUUCAGGAAGGUGCAAAGAAAUGGGGUGCGAAGGAUGAUGAGAAGAACGAUGACAGCGAUGGCGGGAAGCCUCGGCGUAGGUUGGCUCGAGGACGACAAGCGCUUGCGUUCUUAGAUAGCGAUGGGGAAGAGACCGAUUGA
Penicillium bovifimosum is the source of this 1203-nucleotide messenger RNA. RefSeq names its product putative transcriptional regulator. NCBI's taxonomy places the organism in Eukaryota, Fungi, Ascomycota, Eurotiomycetes, Eurotiales, Aspergillaceae. Gene Ontology annotation, cellular component: nucleus. The record is from RefSeq and is a predicted model, not a curated record. The transcript is spliced from 2 exons. Bases 1 to 1203 code for a protein of 400 amino acids.